Durusdinium trenchii is the source of this 354-nucleotide messenger RNA. The record is from the annotation of a GenBank genome assembly. Lineage: Eukaryota; Dinophyceae; Suessiales; Symbiodiniaceae.
AUGGUGCGCGGAGAACUCCUGGGCCCUCCGAACUCCGACACGCCCCUGGCGCCCCUGGCGUCUCCUGGGGCUUGUGCAGGCUUGCACCGUGUGGAGGAGGUCCCAUUGGUGACGAAGAGAAGGUCGGCUUUGCUGAAGCCAGCUCCUGCCACCCCAACGAAGCGUCGUGGGCGCAAAGCCCUUGGGGAGCCUUUGGCGAACACCUUUGGAGCUGUGUCCGGCGGACGCGGAGCUUGUUCGACACAGGGUGGACAAAUCGAAGCGCCGCACUUUGGGCCUGGCGGCCUUGCUCGACUGUGUCAACUUAUGAUUGGCAGUUUCAGGAGCUGUCAUGCCAUGCCCAGUGGUUUCUGA